UGGGACAUGCAUGACAUUUAGUAGCCAACCAUGUCAAAUUCCCGAGACUAAUCUAUUGCUAUUUCUAUGCACAUUUGCAAGCAUAUUUUCUCCUAAUUUGUAGUCAACAUUUUAAUUUAAGAGUUUGAUUACUUUAGCUAGAUCUUGAAAGCCGUACAGUAGGUUUUUAUUGCAGAAAUUAAAUCCGAAUUAAUGAAAACUAAAACAUAAUGGUAAAUGGAUUAUCAUUAUUGUCUUGUCACAUAGUGCAGUAGUAGGCCUACUGUCAGUGCAAAAUAUUCAUACAUUUUUAAAACUUUUGGUGCACUUGCGUUUAUUAGAGUAGUAAAUAGAUAUAGUCAAUAGAUAAACUAUCUCAGUGAAACCAGCACAAGGAAAUAUAGCCAUGGCUUUUUCGUUAAGAAAAACGUUUUCCGACCUAUAUAACCAGCGGUCGAUAAAACGAGGCUGGUCAUCGCUGUGUAUUUUAAAACAACUGCAUUCGCGUGCAGCUGCGACGGCAACAUUUUCAACAUCUGCUCGAAUGGAAUCUCCAGCAAUGUCGGUCUCGCCGCCGAAGUGUUUGAUGAAACCUAUGGAUGUUCCAUCGAAGUUGUUAAUGGGACCUGGGCCAUCGAACUGUCCACCGAGGGUGUUGGCUGCAGGAUCCUUGCCAAUGUUAGGUCACUUGCACCCAGAGUUUACAAAGAUCAUGGAUGAAGUGAAAGAAGGAAUACAGUACAUUUUUCAGACAAAAAAUGAGUGGACAUUUGCAAUUUCUGGCACUGGACAUGCUGCAAUGGAGGCAGCAGUGGUGAAUCUGCUAGAAGCAGGUGAAGUAGCUCUAAUAUGCCAGAAUGGAAUUUGGGGCCAGAGAUUAGCUGAUAUGGUGGAGAGAAAUGGGUCUAUCGCAAAGAAAAUUAUUUGUCCUUAUGGAGAAGUUUUUACACUUGAAGAAAUAGAGAAGGGCUUGCAAGAGCACAAGCCAAGUUUAGUGUUUGUCACAUACGGAGAGUCAUCUGCAGGAACUGCCCAACCACUGGAAGGUCUUGGUGAACUAUGCCAUAAGUAUAAUGCACUACUGUUGGUUGACUCUGUUGCCAUAUUAGGUGGAAAACAGUUAUAUAUGGAUGCCUGGGAUAUAGAUAUUUUGUACUCUGGUUCCCAAAAAGUAAUUGGAGCUCCACCUGCAACAAGUCCCAUUUCCUUUAACCAAAGAGCAAGGGACAAAAUAACAAGUAGAAAAACAAAGAUUAGAUCAUACUAUUUUGAUGCCAAUGAGUUGGCAAACUACUGGGGUUGUGACAAGGGACCAAGAAGAUACCACCAUACUGGAAUGGUUACCAGCGUCUAUGGCUUAAGGGAGGGACUGGCCAGGAUAGUUGAAGAGGGUUUAGAAAAGUCUUGGGAAGACCAUAGAGCUUGUUCAGAAUUAUUAUAUAAUGGUCUGGAAAACCUUGGCCUAGAGCUACUGGUUAAGAACAAGGAGAUAAGGAAUCCAUGCGUUACAACAAUAAAGGUACCUGAAGGUGUCAACUGGAAGGAUGUCACUGACUAUGCCAUGAAAAAUUACAAAGUGGAAAUAGCUGGUGGUUUGGGAGACUUGGUGGGAAAAGUCUGGCGUGUUGGAAUUAUGGGAUACAACUGUAAACCAGAAAAUGUCCAAAUGGUGCUCAAAGUCUUGAAAGAAGCAUUAGAAAAUGUUCGAAAGUGAACUACAGUGACACUAUUUUAAAUGUUAUGCUACCAGGGUAUUGUAAAUGUUAGAGAUUUGAUGUAAUGAACAUGAUUAUUUGUGCAAUGUUAAAUAUAACCAGUUAUUUGUCAUUUGGUUGUUUCUAGAACCACAUAAAAAGAAUUUUUUUGGAUUGUAUGAAGUUAUUUGUAUGUUACUUUUAUACAUGUUAAAAUUGGUGGACAGUUGAAAAUUGUUAUUAAUGUACAUUGUUGCCAGUAUAAAGAUAACUUAACCAUGCUAUAAUUUUUCCCUAAUGAACUGUGAUAUUGUUUUAUGAUACAAAAUUUGCCAAUAAAUAUUUUAAUCAGUUUUUAGUUUUGAUGUACUUGAAAAUGUUUAAUGUCCUGUAAAUUUAUGAAAACAUAGCCCAUCAGAAAAGG
Molecule: messenger RNA, 2097 nt
Organism: Physella acuta
Lineage: Eukaryota; Metazoa; Mollusca; Gastropoda; Physidae
Product: alanine--glyoxylate aminotransferase
Cellular component (GO): peroxisome
Molecular function (GO): L-alanine:glyoxylate transaminase activity; L-serine:pyruvate transaminase activity
Source: RefSeq, a predicted model, not a curated record